This is a messenger RNA of Penicillium roqueforti, 858 nucleotides long. RefSeq lists its product as uncharacterized. Gene Ontology annotation, molecular function: acetate transmembrane transporter activity. The record is from RefSeq and is a predicted model, not a curated record. The transcript is spliced from 6 exons. Gene Ontology annotation, cellular component: plasma membrane. The coding region runs from base 1 to 858 and encodes 285 amino acids. Lineage: Eukaryota; Fungi; Ascomycota; Eurotiomycetes; Eurotiales; Aspergillaceae.
AUGGCUAAAACAUCUGAUUCGAGCACUUCCGAGGGCGUGAACUUUGCCAACGACGUUCAGCAUGCGGAAAAUGGAGACUCUAGUGCCUUUGAGAGGACCAGGUCUAGAGGAAGCAUCAUGCUAUCUCCGGAACUCUUUGAGAAGCUUUACUUGAAUCCGAAACCUCAAGUUGCUGGAAACCUUCGGAGUAUCAUUGGCAAUCCAACCCCUAUAGCCAUCACAGGAUUCGUCAUGGCCUUGACUCCUCUCUCUUUUUCCCUCAUGGGCUGGAGAGGAGCUGGCAACAAUGGAAUUGCUCAUAUUGGAGCAUACAUCUUCUUCGGAGGCAUUCUCUUGCUUGUUGGUGGAUUGCUAGAGUGUAUAAUCGGUAACACCUUCUCAUCCGUGGUGUUCAUGUCCUUUGCAUGCUUCUACCUCACCCUCGCCACGACCCUACAGCCCUUCUACAAUGCCUACGCAGCCUAUUCACCAAACCCUGAUGAUCCCACUGCAGGACUCACAUCGGAGGGUUUCAAUGCCAGCUUUGGAUUUUUCAUAGUUUGUUUCAAUCUUCUAUGCUUCUUUUACUUGAUCUGCUCCUUCCGGACCAAUUUUGUCCUUGUCUAUAUCCUUUUCACCGUGGUUAUUGGAGUUGGCCUCAUCAAUGCUGCCUACUGGUACUUGGCUAUGCAGGAGACAGUACUUGCUGGGAAGUUCCAAAUAGGCGGAGGAGCUGUGCUAUUCGCAGCAUGCCUCGGUGGAUGGUAUUUACUCUUUUCUUUGUUGCUUGAAUCCGUCGAUUUCCCUCUGCGGCUUCCCGUGGGUGAUCUCUCUAGCCAUGUCCCGGGACUAUCGCAACUUCAGAAGAAGUCGGAUUGA